This is a messenger RNA of Penicillium daleae, 4275 nucleotides long. RefSeq names its product putative RSC complex subunit (Sth1). The transcript has 4 exons. Gene Ontology annotation, biological process: positive regulation of transcription by RNA polymerase II. Gene Ontology annotation, cellular component: nucleus. The coding region runs from base 1 to 4275 and encodes 1424 amino acids. Gene Ontology annotation, molecular function: DNA binding; histone binding; ATP binding. Lineage: Eukaryota; Fungi; Ascomycota; Eurotiomycetes; Eurotiales; Aspergillaceae. The record is from RefSeq and is a predicted model, not a curated record.
AUGGCUUCUUUGCAGUCGGCGCCUACUAUGGCGCCUGGCAAUUAUGCCUUGCCUGCGAACUUGACCCAGCAGCAUGUCCAGGAGGUUCUGCAGAAAUUCAAGCAGAUGCAGGAGCAAGGUGUCAACCCUAAUGACCCUGAAUAUAUCAAGGCCCACCAGCUUCUUGCGACUAUUCAGCGCCAGCAAUUGAUGAAACAGAAGCAGCGCCAGCAGCAGGCUCAACAAGCCCAGCAGCAGGUUGCCCACCCGGUGAAUGUUAACCAGAAUGGUGCCGGCCCUGAUGCCGCCACCAAUGGAGUACACGCCCGGAAUGCUUCGACCUCGUCGAUGUCUGGAGCCACCCACGACACACAAACUGGUACCCCCCAGUCGAACGCGAACCGGAAGGGUGCAACAGUCGGUAGUGGAAGCUUCUCACCAGAGCAGCUGGCUACACUUCGAAACCAAAUAAUGGCUUUCAAGACGCUCUCCAAAAACCAGCGUAUCGCACCGGCUCUCCACCAGCAACUUUUCCCGGCGAAGAAACCACAGACACCCACCAUUGCGGACAAAAUUUCAGCAGCAGAGAAGGUCGUGGAUGGGUCUGACAAGAAUGCUACUGGGCCGACUACCGAAGUCGACGGAGUUAUUCCCGGCAAGGACUCCUACAGCAGAUAUCAGCUUGACGAGACUGCCCUCCACAAGCUCAUCAACUUCGAGGGCCACAAGCACCGCAUCAAUCGCCCCCGCAUCCCUGCUUUCGAAUGCAGCGGUAUUGACUGGCGCCAGCUCCGAGAGAACCGCGAAGCCCUUGUUUACAACCGCAUGUCAGCUCGCAUGAAGGAGCUCGAGCAGCUUUCGGCCAACAUUGGUGUCUGGGAUACCAGCAAAAGUGACGCACCCACAGGCGACGAUUCCUUGAAGCUGAAGGCUCUCAUUGAGCUCAAGUCGUUGGGUCUGCGGGCCAAGCAGCAGGCGCUGCGUGAGAAGGUUCGCCGCACCGGAUUCGACGCUAGCGAGACGAAUCAGACGAAUCGUGCCGUUCAUCGUCGUAUGAAGCGCCCCUCGCUACGCGAGGCACGAAUCACCGAGAAGCUCGAGAAGCAGCAACGUGAUGCUCGCGAGACGCGGGAGAAGAAGAAGCAGUACGAUCAGCUUCAGGCCAUCCUCACUCACGGCGCUGAACUUUUCUCUGCUUCCCAUGCAAACCGCGGUCGUGUCACCAAGCUUGGCCGUAUGAUGAUCCAGCAUCACCAGCACAUGGAGCGCGAGGAGCAGAAGCGUGUUGAGCGUACCGCCAAGCAACGUCUGCAAGCUCUGAAGGCCAACGACGAGGAGACCUACCUGAAACUCUUGGGACAAGCCAAGGAUUCGCGUAUUUCCCACUUGCUUGGACAGACCGAUAAGUUCUUGAAAGAGCUUGCCAACUCCGUCAGACAGCAACAGCGCAAUCAAGCUGAGCGCUACGGCGAUCAUGAAGACUUCGAGGACGAGGAUGAAGAGAUCGCCGACAGCGACGAAGAUGAUGAUGGCACCUCUGGAAAGAAGAAGGUCGACUACUAUGCUGUGGCUCAUCGUAUCCAAGAGACGGUCACGGAGCAGCCGUCAAUCCUUGUUGGUGGUACCCUCAAAGAGUACCAGUUGAAGGGUCUGCAGUGGAUGAUCUCGCUCUACAACAACAACCUGAACGGUAUUCUUGCAGAUGAAAUGGGUCUUGGAAAGACCAUUCAGACCAUCAGUCUGAUCACUCACAUCAUUGAGAAGAAGAGGAAUAACGGACCCUUCCUGGUCAUUGUGCCUCUCAGUACGCUGACCAACUGGAACUUGGAGUUUGAGAAGUGGGCACCAUCCGUCACGAAGGUGGUCUACAAGGGUCCGCCCAAUGCUCGCAAGCAGCAGCAACAGCAAAUUCGCUGGGGCAACUUCCAGGUUCUCCUGACCACUUACGAGUAUAUUAUCAAGGAUCGUCCCAUUCUCUCCAAGAUCAAGUGGGCACACAUGAUUGUCGAUGAGGGUCAUCGUAUGAAGAACGCCAGCUCCAAGCUGAGCAGCACCUUGUCGACAUACUACCACACUCGGUACCGCUUGAUUCUGACUGGUACCCCGCUGCAGAACAACUUGCCCGAAUUGUGGGCGCUUCUCAACUUCGUCCUGCCGAACAUCUUCAAGUCCGUCAAGUCGUUUGAUGAAUGGUUUAACACGCCGUUCGCCAACACUGGUGGUCAAGAUCGCAUGGACCUAACCGAAGAAGAGCAGCUGCUCGUUAUCCGUCGUCUGCAUAAGGUUCUCCGUCCAUUCUUGCUCCGUCGUCUGAAGAAGGAUGUCGAGAAGGAUCUUCCCGACAAGCAAGAGCGCGUCGUCAAGUGCCGCUUCUCUGCCCUGCAGACCCGCCUCUACAAGCAAUUGGUCACCCACAAUAAGAUGGCCGUUAGUGACGGCAAGGGUGGUAAGACCAAUGUGCGUGGUCUCAGCAACAUGCUCAUGCAGCUGCGUAAGCUUUGCAAUCAUCCGUUCGUUUUCGAGCCCGUUGAGGAUCAAAUGAACCCCAGCCGCAUGACCAACGACCUUCUUUGGCGAACGGCCGGAAAGUUCGAGCUGCUUGACCGAGUCUUGCCCAAGUUCCGUGCCACUGGCCAUCGUGUCUUGAUGUUCUUCCAGAUGACUCAGAUCAUGAACAUCAUGGAAGAUUUCCUUCGCAUGCGAGGCCUCAAGUAUCUCCGUCUGGACGGUUCUACCAAGUCGGACGAUCGUUCGGACCUUCUCAAGAUCUUCAAUGAACCCGGUUCUGAUUAUUUCUGUUUCUUGCUUUCAACCCGUGCUGGUGGUCUGGGUCUGAACUUGCAGACUGCCGAUACUGUCAUCAUUUACGAUUCGGAUUGGAAUCCUCACCAGGAUUUGCAAGCCCAGGAUCGUGCCCAUCGUAUUGGACAGAAGAAUGAGGUCCGCAUUUUGCGGCUGAUCAGUUCCAACUCGGUCGAGGAGAAGAUUUUGGAACGUGCCCAGUUCAAGCUUGACAUGGACGGUAAGGUCAUUCAGGCCGGAAAGUUCGAUAACAAGUCCACCAACGAAGAGCGUGACAAAUUCCUCCGCAACCUUUUGGAGUCUACGGAAGAUACGGAGCAGCUUGGUGACCAGGAGGAGAUGGAGGAUGAUGACCUGAACGAGAUCAUGGCUCGUUCGGAAGAGGAGCUUGUGCUCUUCCAGCAGAUGGACAGAGAGCGUGAGAAGAAUGAUGAAUAUGGUCCUGGCCGUCGUUACCCUCGUUUGAUGUGUGAUGAGGAGUUGCCCGAUAUCUACGUUCAAGAAGACGCUCCGAUUGCCGAGGAGCCUGUGACCGAGGUUUACGGUCGUGGUGCUCGUGAACGCAAGGUCAAGCGAUAUGAUGAUGACAUCCCGCUCGAGGAGUGGACCAAGCUCGUGGCCGAAUGCGAGGAAACUGGCGCGUCAAUUGAUGAUGUGGUCGAGCAGUACUUGCAAGAACGAGAAGAUCGCAAGAUCAGAAAGGAGAAGAGGAAGCUCAAGGCGCAAGGUGUGGUUGAGUCCUCGCCCGAACCCGAACCCGUCGAAAACGAUGAGACACCUCCACGGAAACGUCGCCGUGGUCCUGCUCCCUCCAAACGCAAGGCCGAAGAAGUCGCAGAGGAGACGCCACAGCCCAAGCGCAAGAGGGGUCGUCAACCCAAGAUUCCGGAUACUCUGAGUAGCUCCGACCGGUCCAUCUUGAACAGUAUUGUCAACAGUGUGAUGCAGUCAUUGAAAGACAUGACCGAAGAGGUGGAGCUGGAUGAGUCUGACGGCGAGGAGGGUGGCACGGUUCUGCGUUCGAUCAUUGAACCGUUCAUGAAGCCUCCUCCUCGCUCCCAGUAUCCCGACUAUUAUAAAAUCAUCCAUAAUCCUAUUGCGGUGGAGAUGAUCGAGAGGAAAAUUAAGCGUGACGACUACCAGGGCUUGAAGGAGUUCCGGGACGACAUUCACCUACUUUGCCAGAAUGCUCGGACAUUCAACGAGGAUGGAAGCUUGCUCUUCCAGGAUGCCAAUGACAUUGAGGCUAAAUGCGUGAGCGAAUUGAAGAAGCUGACCGCGGAUCAUCCCCAAUUCGCCAACUUCGACGUUUCCGACUCCGUUGUUGGCGAUGGCCUGUCAACAGGUGCUCCCUCUGGCACCGCAACUCCCCAGACUGCCGGCACCCCUGGACAGCCCAGAUUGAAGCUUACAUUCAAUAAUCCUAACGCCGCUGAAAGUGCCACCAGCGCCGCCACAAGCACAGUGAACGGUGCAGACGCUGAUGAAGACUGA